This is a messenger RNA of Trypanosoma cruzi, 2793 nucleotides long. RefSeq lists its product as uncharacterized. Lineage: Eukaryota; Euglenozoa; Kinetoplastea; Trypanosomatida; Trypanosomatidae. The record is from RefSeq and is a predicted model, not a curated record. The coding region runs from base 1 to 2793 and encodes 930 amino acids. Gene Ontology annotation, biological process: chromatin remodeling. The transcript has a single exon. Gene Ontology annotation, cellular component: cytoplasm.
AUGAGUCUCUCGGCGGCCACUGUCCUUUAUAAUCUUGCGGAAAAGGCCAAUCAAAUUGACAAUGUUCAGGAAUUGACAGUGAUCCUCCAGCAACAGUUUGUGGAACUUUUUCGAGGUGGUGAGAUGCCGUCAAGUCCAUCGAAGCCUAAAGCCAGUUCUUUGGCAUCCACAGAGGAGGAGAAGUUGUUGGCUGUUCGGGCUGUGGAGGCGUUUCAUAGUGUGGGAUUGCAGCGUCAUGGAGUGUUUUUCCAAAGCGAGUCGUACCACACAAACGCCGCCUUCUUCAUUCAUGAGUUGUUGGCCUCCCUUUCAGGUUCUAGACAGAUUUGGUUUCAAAAACUACAGAAAGCGAGCCUCCACGCAUGUGUAGCUGUAGUGAAAGCUAUCAGUUGUAGGAACACACGACUCUGUCUUCCUGGGAUUGUCUCGGCGUGUGUGCAUUAUAUUGACCGCGCGCAUCACGGUACAGAUGCUGUUGCCGUUCGCACCGGGGCGGUGGAAUUACUGCGCGUAUCUCUGAAGGCUUCGCUGGUGUCGCAAGGGGAUGACACGCAGUGGUUGCAGAGUACAGUGGGCCAUUUGGGGCAUAGUAUGACUCGGUUGCUGGAUCCCAGCCGGCUGGCACUUGGGGCAAAGACGCUUCCAUUCGCACAGUCCCUGCUGCAUCUUACCACGGAUUUGCUACUUCUCCCAUCACUCGGCACAUUUCUUGACACACCAUUCAUGCGGGAGGUCAUUGUCGGUUGGUUUGUACUCUCAAACGUGAAUUUUCUUCUUAGUGGCGGUGUUUUUGGUGGCGCUACUGAUUCCACUACCCAAAUACCGAGCGGAUUUUUUCAGAAACGCGCGGUGGUAGAGUUGCUUCAGGCACAGUUGAAGAAACUGCGUGGUGUGGAGCUGCUGCACUUUUCUUCAGCGCUGCUUCGUCGCAAGGACACACGUGCCACAGCAUUCCCAGUGGAGGACCACAGCCAACAUCUAAUGCAUCGUGUGCUCCAGCGAUGCAUUCAGGUGGUGGGAACGGAGAUGAGCGUGGAGGAUCUCUACAGUGCCAAAGUUUCGCGCAGUUACCCGUGUAUUGUGGGGGAUACGUUUAUCGAGUGCGCUGCGUACGCGGUAACGACGACGACAACAACAACAACAACAUCAGAGGAUCCGGCAGGAUGCGUCACGGUAGGGGAGCAGGUAUUGAAGGAUUUCAUGGCUGAGUGCGAGGCAACACUGGCGGACUGGGACCUCUACAUGCUACACCCACCAACUAUUUAUGUUCUUACACGCCUUGUGCUGUGGCAGUUUAGGACCCCAGCGUGGGUGACGGAGGAGGAGGAAAAAGGGCGACCUGCGGAGGAAUUUAUACUAUCCGACACUUUUGAGCAGCUAUGGAGCAUUGUUGCACAGCCACACCUGUGGAACAUCACCGAGGAUGAAAAUCUCUGCUCGUACCAGCAGUUGCGUCAUAGGCAGACGGUUGCGGCGACGAUUUUGUGUUUUUUGGAGACUGCCGCGGGGCUGUUGCGCGACGAACCAGUGAUUCAUAGGGCGAAGCGAAAACGAGCAGUACAGAGAUUGAACUUGCUGGUGUUGUACAUUGUGCUGGAAAAGGCGACGGGCCCAACUUUUGUACGCGAUGCUGCCAUGGGAGUCAUGAAGGCUCUUGGAGAGGCGGGGUUUUACCCAGACACGCUUGCCUUCUUUCUGAGCCAGAGCGGGUAUAUCGUUGAUGAGGCUGCGCGUGCCUUUACGGAAGAAGAUCUUCGUGUUUCCGCAGCCAGCGUGUUACGUGGCGGCGUCAGUUUUCUUCAGAGCAAGCUGUUGUCAGUUCCCGGGAAGGAGGAGUUUACUGCCAUUACAUCGCGGCAGUGGGUGGACGUUCCGAGAGGCCGCAACCCAGCGGCGGUUGUGUUGGUAACUUCUGCCGUUCCCAAAGUCUCAGAUUUUGUUUCUUCCGCCGUAAAGGUUGCCUCCGAUGGAUGUCGACGUUCGACACUGCAGGAGGAGACCGCCGGUGCGCUUGCCUCCGUUGCGCUGCUUUUAGACUGUUUCAGCGUGAGUGCGGCACUCAACCGCUCCGUCCCACAACUUGGAAUCCACGAGGAUCAGGACUGCAUGACCACCGCGGCGGAGCCACGCGUCCAGAUUCUUCAACUUGCUGUUCUGGAGGCCGUGCAGAUGCUAUUGGCAUACUGCACGCGGAAUGACGCAGUGGCGCCUCUCGCGAUUUCUGCUGUCACGCGUGGCCUCACGGUAUUUCUUACUACCCCCAGGGCGGAGACGUGGAUACAUGAGACAGAAAGCGAUGGCGAUCAGCCACCACCUGUGUUUGAAUGGGAAGAUAACACCCCGGCAGUACUUCCACGCAACCACCUGCGCACGGUGUACCAGGUAUAUCUAUCCUUUUUGGCGAUUCUUGCAGAGCCUGUCUCCGGAUUUACCACCACGAGCAACUCGAAGCGGCUAUCGGCGCAAGAACGCCGCGUACUUGAGGCCGUGCAGCCUACUCCCGCAGUGAUAGCGGCAAUGGAGGGACUAAAAGCACUCUUUGCCCUCGCGACAGACUUUUUGUCGCGGCGAGUUGUUGAAGAGGUGCUCCCUAUUGUCGUCACGUGGCACAAACGUGGGGCAUUGCCACGCAUUCCCACAAAGACAGAUGAAAGGCUACAGACCGCUGCCAAGAAGUUCUUGCAAGACGCGUGCGUCAUUGAUCCGUCACUGGAAAAGCAACUGCAUGCAGAGUGCGCCUUUUUGCUUCCACCUCUUGCUUCUGUUUCAGCGGCGAUUACAGAGGAAUCAUAA